AUGACCGCUGUUUGCCCCUCUGACAGCAGACCUGAUGGGGCUGGGACGGCAGGCUCUGGGGGGUCGAGGGCAGCGGGCACAGCCGGGUCCAGGUCGGUUUCCGGUGCCGGGACCGAGGGGUCUGCCAGCGGUUCUGUUGCAGGCACGGCCGUGGGAUGUGGCGGUCAGAGGUAUAACCGCUUGAGCCACCAGGACAGCUCAGACAUCACUACAGAUGAUGAGGGAGCCUUGACUCGCCGUCUCACACCUCUGGAGCGGUUGAACUUGGACAUGUGCCAGGAUGACAGGGUGGUCCGUGAGCUAACAGUGGGAAGACGAAUAGGCUUUUACAAAGUGAGAGGGGAGAUUGGCUCUGGCAAUUUCUCCCAUGUCAAACUCGGAAUCCACGCCCUCACCAAAGACAAAGUGGCAAUAAAGAUCCUGGACAAGACCAAGCUGGAUCAGAAGACCCAGAGACUGCUGUCUAGAGAAAUCUCCAGCAUGGAGAAACUGCAUCAUCCCAACGUCAUACGCCUCUAUGAGGUGGUGGAGACACUUUCACGGCUUCACCUGGUGAUGGAAUACGCAGGCGGAGGGGAGCUUUACACCAAGAUAACGGCAGAAGGAAAACUCUCAGACAUUGACAGCAGGAUUGUCUUUUCUCAGAUCCUCUCAGCGGUUAAGCACAUGCAUGACAACAACAUCAUACACCGUGACCUGAAGGCGGAGAAUGUCUUCUACACCUGCAGCACCUGUGUCAAGGUGGGAGAUUUUGGCUUUAGCACUAUCAGCCGGCGUGAUGAGACUCUCAACACGUUUUGUGGCUCCCCGCCUUACGCUGCGCCCGAGCUCUUCCGAGAUGAGCAUUACCUGGGUGUUUUUGUGGACAUCUGGGCUCUGGGCGUGAUGCUGUUCUUCAUGGUGACUGGCACAAUGCCCUUCAGGGCAGACACCGUGGCCAAGCUGAAGCGCUGCAUCCUAGAGGGGGCCUAUAUUCUGCCCUCUUGGGUGCCUGAACCAUGCCAAAGGCUGAUCAGGGGGAUUCUCCAGCCCCAACCCUCGGAUCGCUGCAGUGUGGAGCAGAUGAUGGGCUGUGAGUGGCUGCUGUCUGUGGACUUCCCCCAUGCCAUGGAGCCCUUCAAAUUGGACCCCUCCUACCUAGCUGAGACCCCUCCGUCAGAGCUGGAGGAGGAUGAGUUGGAGGUGAAAGGAGCACUGGAGAUGCUAGGAAUCACUUCUGAACACAUCCUCAACAACCAGGGUAAAGACUGCAGGAGCUCCAUCACAGGGGUCUACAGGAUCCUGCUGCACCGAUCUCAUAAGCGACGUGCCGUUGAGAGCAUGCCUGUGGUCACACAUGUGGUUGGGACAAAUGUAACAAGUAAAAAGGACCGGCUAAAGAUGUACCAUAGUUUACGGCACACUUCCAAACUCUGUGUAAUUCUGUGA
Messenger RNA from Lampris incognitus (smalleye Pacific opah), 1428 nucleotides. It is a transcript of the gene nim1ka, whose product is annotated as NIM1 serine/threonine protein kinase a. Bases 1 to 1428 code for a protein of 475 amino acids. Lineage: Eukaryota; Metazoa; Chordata; Actinopteri; Lampriformes; Lampridae. The transcript has 5 exons. Gene Ontology annotation, biological process: protein phosphorylation; intracellular signal transduction; microtubule cytoskeleton organization. Gene Ontology annotation, cellular component: cytoplasm. Gene Ontology annotation, molecular function: protein serine/threonine kinase activity; tau-protein kinase activity; ATP binding. The record is from RefSeq and is a predicted model, not a curated record.